This is a messenger RNA of Anopheles darlingi, 2862 nucleotides long. It is a transcript of the gene Sh3beta, whose product is annotated as SH3 domain-binding glutamic acid-rich protein homolog. Lineage: Eukaryota; Metazoa; Arthropoda; Insecta; Diptera; Culicidae. The coding region runs from base 447 to 2177 and encodes 576 amino acids. The record is from RefSeq and is a predicted model, not a curated record. The transcript is spliced from 6 exons. Gene Ontology annotation, cellular component: cytoplasm.
CUUUGAGGUUAGAGGCUCCGAGUUCGCCGUAAAAAAGGAAAUUUUUAACUCUUUUGAUAAAAUUUCGUGAAUUUCGUCAUAAAGUAAAGGUGCAAAGGUCAAAAUCAAUAACCCGGAAGCUGCUUUCCAUAACCGUACUGAGCAUCAGAAAAUCGUGAUAGUGCGCGCUCGUGUGUGUUUGCGUUGUUUGUGCGAAGAGUGCGUGUGCCCAAGAGGAUCCUUAUCGAGUGCGUGCACAUUUGCUGUGCGGGUCAGCGAUUGGGCCGUGAAAUUACAGCACAGAUAUCACAAAAAGUGCCAAGCAAGUGAGUGCCAGAUCGAAGAAGAAGAAGAAGAAGGUACCGCCAUCGUCAUCAUCAUCAUCAAUCGGUGGUCAAAGUAGCCCCACGAGAAGCAGCCAAUUUCUUAGCACCGGCCAGCAGUAGACACACGUAAAUCGCAUCAAAAUGGUUAUCAAAGUGUACAUCAGCGGAUUGUCCGGCAACAAAGAGGUGAAAAAGCGCCAGCAGCGAGUAACGAUGAUCCUACAGAGUAAACACAUAGAAUUCAUCGAGAUUGACAUCGCGACAGGAAAUACGGAGGAAAAGGAGUUUAUGCAGGCCAACGCCCUUCAAAAGGGUUCCACGAUUAGCGAUCCUACUCCGAGGUACCCCCUUCCACCACAGGUGUUCAACGACUCGGUUUACUGCGGUGAUUACGAUGCAUUCGAUGCCGCAAAUGAGGAAGAUAAAUUGGAAGAGUUUCUGAAGCUCCGCGCGCCAACGACCGAGACGACGACGGUGGCCACAAAGAACGGUGUAGGAGAGGAGACUGCAGCAGCAGCAGCGGCGGCGACGGAAGAAACGACAGAGACGGCGGACGAAAACAAGACUGAAGACAACAACGGUGGGGGCGAUGCGGCGGAGGACACGGCAGAUGGAGCGAAUGAUGAGAAGCCCCCGGAAUCUACAGCGACGGAGGAAAGUGAUCAGAAGAAGGAACCCGAAGAUGGUUCACUGGAAGAUGCCCUCGACAAUAGCAGCACACCCGAGCAGCAAUCCGAGAAGAUGGAUGGAGAGAGCACAUCGGAAACUGUCCAGGAACCAGCAAACACAGAUAACAGUAACACGAUCGACGAGGAGCCGCCAAUACAAAAAACGGAGGAAAACGAGAAUGAAACAGUGAUUGCACCGGAAACAGAAGUUGCAGUAGAUCAAGAGCUUAUGUCGGCAGAUGACGGGGAUCAAAAGGAAGAAGAAAAUGCCGAAGCUAUUCGAGAACCGGAAGAUGAGAUUGAACCGGACCAUGAUUCUGAAUCUGCCGCAACUUCUCCGACGAGUAAUGAAGACGUUAAUGAGGAGCAACUAGAAACGAAGAGUGUCAAUGUGGUUGAAUCUAGCCCAACGCAUCAAGAAAAAGAGUUACCGAUAGAGGAGAGUGAUGAUACCGACGGGGAGGAUUCAGACGAUCAGCCCGAUUCCGUUGUUGAGGCAACAAAGGACGCUACUGGUCCAGAUGAUGGUCCAGGAAAUGAUCCAACGACCGAUCAGGAACCACAGAAAACGGAACAAAACGAUAAGAAAGACGGCUUGCAAGGUGAUAGUGAAGAUAAUUCCGAUGCUGAAGAAACAAUGAGCUUCACUAGUCCAGAGGAGAAUCGUACAGCCGCUCAGGAACCUCAGCUAACGGAAAUCGAACAAAACGAAAAGAAAGACGACGUACAAGGAGACAGUCACGCUGAUGAAGAUGUGGUGGAUCCGAUCGAACCCGCAGACCCUACAACAACAUCCCGACAAAGCUCCACGACAGACGAUCAGGAUGAAUUGGUUCCGGCGGAGGAGGAGGAAGAGCAGAAGGAGGACCGAAGUACGACGACGACGACGACGACAGCACAGUCUGAACAUGAGCCAGGGCCACUAUCAAACGCUGAUGGUGUCGAGGAACAACACCUGUCUGCCACCGGUGAUGCUACGAUGGUGGAUGCUGACGACACGGAGGAGCAGGAGCUGAUCCGCGCCUCGGCAGCACUGGCGGGCCAGAGCGAGGAUGCACAGGAGGAAGUCAUCGAGGUCGACGACGGUGUGGAGGAUGCUGAUGAGCCAGAUACGGAGCAGAAUCGUGCUGCAGAGGAUGCGAUCUCCAGCAAGCUAAUCGAUACCGACGAUCCCAUGCUGGCGGAACAGGAACAAGAAGAAUAGAAAGAGAGAGGGAGAGUGGAGGAGGAUGAUGAAACCGCAAAUCCACCAAUAACGUCGUCCAUAAUGUCACCACCAUCGCCAUCCAUCCAUAUCACACAUCAUCUCGUCACCCGCAUCCUCGCGUUUACUUAUUAGGUCGAGCCAUAUAUGAUCACCGGAACCCACGUAGAAGACAACAAAGCUGUUCGAAUACUACUGCUGCUACUUCUUGUUCUUCUUCAAUUACGGCUACUAUUGCAGCAACGACUACGCUACUCUCUGUGCACCACGCUUCGCAGCAUCCCAAAUACUGGCGAUGGGCGAAGGAAAAACGAGGAUGCAGUAGUACUUUGCGAACGAACGAGGAAGGAAAGCCACAAGAUCGGAAGCGAUCCUUCCGGAAGGGUCCUUCUUAUUUGUGCUCGUGAUGAAUUGGAGGACCUGUAGCUUCGUCCUAGUGAUGAAGGGGAAAAUGGGUAGCGCGUCACGUGGCUUGAAUUUCGACGCACAACGUGCGGCAUUUAUCGCGCGGCAAAGCGGAAGGAGUGGAGUGUGUGUGUGUGUGUUGCCGAGGACCGAAUUCGAACCGCCCGCACAGUGCCGCCAAAGCUAGACCGAAGGGGAAUCUUUCGAAAUACCUACCAAGUGAUCACCCUACUUUAAGAACAAGUCCGGUUAAUAAAAUGAAUUUAUUUUUAAAAAUAAA